CCAGGGGCCCCGGCCAUGCCCCGAUGCCCCCGGGACAUGGACGAGGGGCCCGUGGACCUGCGGACGCGGCCCAAAGCCGGGGCCCCCGACUCUGAGGCCACACUGCCCCUGAGAAAGCGGCGCUAUCGGGAGCCCCAGGAGUCCCCCGGGCCCGGCAUCGUCCCAGCCCCGGAGCCCUCGCCCCAGAGCCCCAGCACGUACCCUGGCCUCCCGGGCCCUGCCACAGCCAUCUACUAUCCUGGCCCCUUCCUAUAUCCUGCACCAGCCCCAUUUUCAGUACUGAGCCUGCCACCACCCACCUACCCAGUGCUCUGCCCCCUGGAGAACCCACUCACUGCUGACAUUGCCAAGGCCACAAGACCCGAUGAGGAUGGAGACACGCCCCUCCACAUCGCAGUAGCCCAGGGCAACCUUCUCGCUGUCCAUCGCCUGGUCCACCUCUUCCAACAGGGAGGGCGAGACCUGGACGUCUACAAUAAUUUAAGGCAGACGCCCCUCCACCUGGCGGUCAUCACUACCCUGCCCUCAGUGGUGAGGCUCCUGGUGUCCAAGGGGGCCAAUCCCAUGGCCCUGGACCGAAAUGGCCAGACAGCAGCUCACCUGGCUUGUGAACACCGGAGCUCCAGCUGCCUGCGGGCCCUGCUGGAAACCUCAGCCCCAGGGGUGCUGAGCCUGGAAGCCAGGAACUAUGAGGGGCUGACCCCCCUGCAUGUCGCUGUAAACACAGAAGACAGAGAAACUGUGCUGCUGCUGUUGGACCGAGGAGCCGACAUCGAUGCUGUGGACAUCAAGAGUGGCCGCUCCCCACUCAUCCACGCAGUGGAAAACAACAGCCUGGCCAUGGUGCAGCUACUGCUGCAGCAUGGAGCCAAUGUGAACGCACAGAUGUACUCGGGCAGCUCUGCCCUCCACUCAGCCUCAGGCCGAGGCCUCCUGCCCCUGGUCCGGACUCUGGUUCGGAGUGGGGCUGACAGCAGCCUCAAGAACUGUCACAAUGACACCCCCCUCAUGGUGGCUCGAAAUCGACGCGUCAUCGACAUCCUGAGAGGGAAAGCUUCCCGCCCCAGCCCCCAGCCCACGCUGGGGCCAACAGAGCCCAGCCAAGAGGGAAGCACCCCCAUCUCUCCUGAAGGUAGCAGCCAGUUUGGAUCUAGUGGGCCACCAUCAGCAUCUCCGGCUUCCUCCUCGCCACCCCGCUCUCCCCCUGAGGAUCCCCCCACUUCACUCCAGGGCCCCCAGAUAUUCUUCCUGCCAACCCAGUCCCCGACAGCGUUUCUUCCCUACACAGGGCCUCUCCGAGCCCCAGGCCGGCCUGUCCCCCCAUCCCCUGCUCCUGGUGGGAGCUGAGGGAAAAGGGAGGAAGGCCUCUGGUAUAAAGGGAAGGGCCCCCUGAAAACUGUGAAGGCACAUGUCCCCCUUCCUACUGAGACUCACAGGACCAAGGUUUGCACACACCCCCACCUCAAACUUCCUCCCACUCUCCCUCCCUGGCUCUGACCCUCUGCAAGGGGAACUGGGCACCUGGCUGGCACAACCCCCUGCCUGCGCCCUCCUCAUUCCCCCCCACACUCUCUGUCUUCGGCACCACCCCAGGGCUCAAGCUCUGGCUACCUCCCUGGGGCUGAGGACAAUGUAAAUUAUUGGGGAUUUCAGUUUACUUUUGUAAUAAACUAUUUUUGUAUCAUA
Vombatus ursinus (common wombat) is the source of this 1686-nucleotide messenger RNA. RefSeq names its product BCL3, transcription coactivator (gene BCL3). The record is from RefSeq and is a predicted model, not a curated record. NCBI's taxonomy places the organism in Eukaryota, Metazoa, Chordata, Mammalia, Diprotodontia, Vombatidae. The transcript is spliced from 9 exons. Gene Ontology annotation, molecular function: protein binding. The coding region runs from base 16 to 1347 and encodes 443 amino acids.